Messenger RNA from Oncorhynchus kisutch (coho salmon), 1770 nucleotides. Its product is annotated as actin, alpha skeletal muscle 2-like. Bases 255 to 1388 code for a protein of 377 amino acids. Lineage: Eukaryota; Metazoa; Chordata; Actinopteri; Salmoniformes; Salmonidae. The record is from RefSeq and is a predicted model, not a curated record. The transcript is spliced from 7 exons.
ACCCUGAGCUCUUCAGCGCUCGUCUACGGGAGUGUCCGGUGCGCACCCGUCCCAAGAACCAAAUAUGGAUGAAUGGGUCGGGAGAAUUCCUGUGGAAUAGAUGGGCAUUCCUAAUGGUUGUCAGGAGACGAAAAAAGGUGGAUGGCGUCGGGUAUAUAAGGUUGACGGCGGUUGCUGUCAGUCCUUAGCUGGAACCAGCAGUGGUAAAGUUCUGUAACUGAGCUUCUUCUAAAAGAAAACCAGAACCCACCAAGAUGUGUGACGACGACGAGACUACCGCUCUUGUGUGCGACAAUGGCUCCGGACUGGUCAAGGCUGGCUUCGCCGGUGACGACGCCCCCAGGGCUGUCUUCCCCUCCAUUGUCGGUCGCCCUCGUCACCAGGGUGUGAUGGUGGGUAUGGGUCAGAAGGACUCCUACGUAGGAGACGAAGCUCAGAGCAAGAGGGGUAUCCUGACCCUGAAGUACCCCAUCGAGCACGGUAUCAUCACUAACUGGGACGACAUGGAGAAGAUCUGGCACCACACCUUCUACAACGAGCUGCGCGUGGCCCCCGAGGAGCACCCCACCCUGCUCACUGAGGCCCCCCUGAACCCCAAGGCCAACAGAGAGAAGAUGACACAGAUCAUGUUCGAGACCUUCAACGUUCCCGCCAUGUAUGUGGCCAUCCAGGCUGUCCUGUCCCUGUACGCUUCCGGUCGUACCACCGGUAUUGUGCUGGACUCCGGUGAUGGUGUGACCCACAACGUCCCCAUCUAUGAGGGUUACGCUCUCCCCCACGCCAUCAUGCGUCUGGAUCUGGCUGGUCGCGAUCUGACUGACUACCUCAUGAAGAUCCUGACCGAGCGUGGCUACUCUUUCGUCACAACCGCCGAGCGUGAGAUCGUGCGUGACAUUAAGGAGAAGCUGUGCUAUGUCGCCCUGGACUUCGAGAAUGAAAUGGCCACCGCCGCCUCCUCCUCCUCCCUGGAGAAGAGCUACGAGCUUCCCGACGGUCAGGUCAUCACCAUCGGUAACGAGCGUUUCCGUUGCCCAGAGACCCUCUUCCAGCCUUCCUUCAUUGGUAUGGAGUCCGCUGGUAUUCAUGAGACUGCCUACAACAGCAUCAUGAAGUGCGACAUUGACAUCCGUAAGGACCUGUACGCCAACAAUGUGCUUUCCGGCGGUACCACGAUGUACCCUGGUAUUGCUGACCGUAUGCAGAAGGAGAUCACUGCCCUGGCCCCCAGCACCAUGAAGAUCAAGAUCAUUGCCCCACCUGAGCGUAAAUACUCCGUCUGGAUCGGUGGCUCCAUCCUGGCUUCCCUGUCCACUUUCCAGGCUAUGUGGAUCACCAAGCAGGAAUACGACGAGGCAGGCCCCAGCAUUGUCCACCGCAAGUGCUUCUAAAUGCAUUGUCAACAUCUCGCUCAAGAUCCAAGAAACAACGGCACACCGCCUUGCGAUCAAGGGACAACUUUAUACAACUGUUACAUUGUAACAGCGAAAGCUCAGCAAAACGGAGAGAAUGACGUCAACAUCACGACGUGUGAGGAAAAAUACCAACAUGUGAAUGUAAAAUGUACAUAAAUGUUAUUUAUUGACCGUCCAUCAUUUGGUAUUUUUUUGGUGAGCACAGUCUGUUUUGGGGACAGAGGGUGACCACAACGUUGUUUUCUCUGGUUACCCGAUAAUGUCUCAGAAGUACGUGCCAUCUGUACUCGAGCCAAACAUUAUCAACUACUAACCAUCAAGAGAUCCACAUAGGAAAUAAAAACCAUCUAUUUUCAAA